This is a messenger RNA of Penaeus monodon (black tiger shrimp), 5136 nucleotides long. RefSeq lists its product as uncharacterized. Gene Ontology annotation, molecular function: nucleic acid binding. The record is from RefSeq and is a predicted model, not a curated record. Lineage: Eukaryota; Metazoa; Arthropoda; Malacostraca; Decapoda; Penaeidae. The transcript is spliced from 3 exons. Gene Ontology annotation, biological process: DNA integration. Bases 510 to 4745 code for a protein of 1411 amino acids.
GGCUACCGCAUUGGGAGAAUUAGAGUUCAGCGGAGCUGCUCUUCCCCUGAAUUCUCUUAGUGACAUACCAGCCGUAACAAGUGGGGGCCUGUCCGGGAUAUGUGCGAAAUGUCAAUUAGCAUUUUGUUAAUAAUUUGUUUUGCCAUUUGUAACAUGUGAUUCCCUUGGUGUUGCACUUUUAAUGUGUAUUUUCUUAGCCGUUGUAACGCAUGUUCCCGUUGGUAUUGUUUUUUUUAUUUAUUGCAAUUGACGCACGUCUCGUGCAUUUUGGUCAUUAAGACACCGGGUCACUUAAUUGUGCAGUCGGUGCAUUUUGGUGAUCUUUGGUUUUAUAAACAAUAGUCUUUGUUUAGAUUGUAACUUGACUUUUGUUGUUUGCUUGGUGACCAUUUAUGGUAUUUUGCUGUUCUUUGUGAUUUGAAACAGGUUUUGCAAUUGAUCACGCGUUUAGUACAUCCUAUCUAGUUAGCUAGCUUAUUUUCGCCUGUUUUUCUUCUUGGUGAUUCAUUAUGUUCAGUGUUGAAAGUUUCGUUGAUAAUCCAUCAGCCGAAGCGCUAUCCGGUCUCACUAAAGCCCAGUGGAGUGAGUUAGCCGCUCACUAUUGCAUCCCUAUUCGGUCAUCCUUGCGGAAGGAUGAAAUUCGUACAUUAGUGACUGACUAUUUGUUAGAACACAAUGUACUGAGUGCGGAUGAUUUAGAGCUCUUGUGUCCUCGUGAUGUCACGAUGGCCCGCCAGUAUGACCUGGAGAGCCGUAAAUUAGACUUGGAGAUGUUUAAGGCAGAGAAUGAGCGGAUGCGUCUCAUGCAGAGACCCAAUCAGGAACGUUAUCCUCAUUUUCGUGUAGAGGAUGCAAUCAAAUUUGUUCCUAAAUUCAAUGAAACCGAACCAGAGUAUUUUUUUAUUCAUUUUGAACGUGUUGCUGCCUUGCAUGGUUGGCCCGAAGAUAAGUGGGUAUUACUUGUACAUAGCGCAUUUGUUGGCAGAGCACAAGAGGUUUUCUCAGCUCUGGAUUUGGUACAAUCACAGAAUUAUUAUGUUGUAAAAGAGACUGUGUUAAAUGUUUAUAAAAAGGUACCAGAGGCUUAUAGACAAGAUUUUCGUAAUUGCCGUAAAGAUGGUAAACAAACUUUUGUUGAAUUUAUCCGCCAGAAGCAACUAUUGUGUAAAAAGUGGGUCGAGAGUGAACUUGAUGCACUCGAGUACGAUAAAUUAUUAGAACUGUUUAUACUCGAAGAUAUAAAGAAGUGCAUGCCUGUAAAGGUUCGCUCUCACAUUGACGAGCGUGGUCUGCGCACAUUAGCCGAGGUCGGUAGUGCCGCCGAUCAUUUCGCUCUCACUAAUCCUAAUUACUAUUGCAGAUCUAAUGAACCUUCAUUCCCGUCAAACCAGCAUAAUAGUAAGAGGAUGGAGUAUAGUACCAGGAGGACUGACCUGCCAGAUACCCAUAGGACUGUAAAUGCAAAGUCAGAAACAGGUGGUGAGAGUAGGAAUAUUGCCUCUCGCGGAUUUAUUAGUGCUGAUGAAUCGUGCACGUCUUCUUCCCCAGUCACUAUACUACGGGACUCGGCUGCAGAUAUAUCAUUGGUGCUCAAAGAGGCUGUUCCUAACCCUGAUUGUUACACUGGAGAGAUGGUAAUUAUCAAUGGAUUGAUAGGGUCCAAGAGCAUACCCAUUUGUGAAGUUUACCUCAAAUCUGAUUUAAUAUCCGGUUAUGUAAGGUUAGGUGUUGUUGAUAGGAUACCAAGUGAUGGCAUUUCAUUUCUUAUGGGUAAUGAUCUCGUUGGUGAUAAGGUGUGGCCUUGCCCUGUGGUUUUUCUUUUUCCCGCGAAAGAAAACAACACUGUAGAUUUAGAGAGGGAGUAUCCCGACCUCUUCCCUGCGUGUGCUGUCACCCGGAGUGCAAGUCGUAGAACCUCCCCUCCUAUCGAAGCGCUUACAACCGGUACUACAUUGUCAGAUGAGAGCCCUUGUGAUGUAAUUACUGAGGAAUUUACACUAGCUGAUUUUUUCGAUUCCUCUGCUAAAGUUUCAAGUAAAUGUACAUCUGAUAAUUCUGAUAUAGUGAAUUUCAAAGGCACUCCAGUUACUAAAGAAAAACUAAUUGAAGAACAAACUAAAGAUCCCGAUUUGAAAGUAUUUUAUGAAAGGCUUACCGAAAUAAGUGAACUUGAAAAUUCCCAUACGUGCUACUAUCUCCAGUCAGGCGUUCUUAUGCGUAAAUAUAAGCCCUAUAAUAUAUCUGCAGACGAUACAAGUAAGACUGUACAUCAGAUUGUAAUUCCCAAGUCCCUUCAGAUUGAUGUUUUGAACAUUGCACAUGACAUUAGUGGUCAUUUGGGAGUCAAGAAAACUUAUUACAAGAUUUUAGCUCAUUUUUAUUGGCCGAAAAUGAAGAGAGAUGUUAGUAGUUAUUGCCAAUCGUGCCAUAUCUGUCAAGUAAAGGGUAAACCGGGAGCUGGCAUCAAACCAUAUCCCUUGCAACCUAUCCCAGUGUUAAGAGAGCCCUUCAGUAAAGUGGUUAUUGACUGUGUAGGCCCCCUUCCAAAGACUAAACGGGGUAACAAGUUCCUGUUAACUAUAAUUGAUGUGGCCACCAGAUAUCCUGAAGCUUUUCCCCUCAGACGCAUUACUACUAAGAAUGUUGUGAAAGCCUUGAUAAAGUUUUUCACCCAGGUGGGUCUGCCUACCGUAGUACAGUCAGAUCAAGGGUCAAAUUUUACGUCCAGACUGUAUGACCAAGUCAUGAAGUCCUUGGGUAUACAGCAGUGCAGAUCCAGCGUAUAUCAUCCUCAGAGUCAAGGGGUACUUGAAAGGUUUCACUAUACUCUAAAGACAAUGAUUAAAGCCUUUUGUUUAGAGACUGGUUCUGAGUGGGACGAAGGAAUAGAUUUGCUUCUAUUUUCGGUGAGGGACAGUGUUCAAGAGAGUUUAGGGUAUUCACCAUUUCAAUUAAUUUACGGCCAUGAAGUGCGUGGACCACUGAAAGUCUUAAAGGAGUGUUGGUUAAAUGAGGAGGAAGAAAUUCCUAUGGCUGCUUAUGUGAAUAAAUUUAAACAUAGAUUACAAACGGCUAUUUCAAUAGCCCAUAAUCAUUUGAGUAAAGCUCAGGCUAAAAUGAAAGAACAGUUUGAUAAAGUACAUAAUACUGAAGAAAGAAGCUUCAAUAAGGGUGAUUUAGUUUUGGCCUUGCUACCUCUUGCUAACCAGCCUCUUCAAUCUCGAUAUGCGGGUCCAUUCCGUAUUUUAAAACGAACUAGUGAUGUUAAUUAUGUAAUUGAAACCCCUAAGAGACGUAAGAAACAACGUCAUGUACAUGUGAACCUCCUGAAAAUGUACUAUGAACGGGGUGAUUUGAAAGAAAAUAUGGAAAAUGUAAGAGGUUUCCAUGCAAACAUUGGUUCUCUUCUACAGGAGUAUGGUAAACUAUUCAGUGAUGUACCUCGUCUUUGCCCAUUGCUGGAACACGAUGUUGAGACUAGGGAUGCUCAACCAGUACGCCAAGCUCCCUAUCGCCUCAAUGCAGAGAAGAGGGCAUUCCUACAGGCAGAGGUUCAACGCCUGAAAGAACAGGGGAUCAUCAUUCCCAGCCUUAGCCCCUGGGCAUCACCCGUGGUGCUAGUUCCCAAGAGUAGCGGUACUUACCGUCUGUGUGUGGACUACAGGAAGGUGAAUGCGGUAACUGUGGCGGACUCGUUUCCCCUCCCGAGGAUGGAUGACAUUAUUGAUGAUUUGGGGAAGGCACGCUACCUGACGAAACUGGAUCUUCUCCAGGGCUACUACCAAGUUCCGUUGACUGAGAGGGCGAGGCCGAUUUCUGCGUUUGUCACUCCUACCGGCCUCUACGAGUUCAGGGUUCUUCCGUUCGGGAUGAGGAACGCCCCAGCGACCUUUCAGCGACUCAUGAAUUACCUGACAGCGGACCUGGAAGGCGUUCGUUGUUACCUCGAUGACCUCGUAAUCUGGAGCGACUCCUGGGAGGAACAUUUGGUCCGCUUGCGGGCGCUCUUCUCGGCCCUGUCGGCCGCCAAUCUCACGGUAAACCUACAGAAAAGUGAAUUUGGACACGCCCAUGUCACCUUCCUGGGUCACGUGAUCGGUCAGGGCCUGGUCGCACCUGUAGCUGCAAAGGUGGAAGCUGUUCUACAGUAUCCCGCGCCCGUAGACAGAAAAGGCUUGAUGCGCUUCAUGGGGAUGGCUGGCUACUACAGACGAUUCUGUAAGAACUUCUCUCAGGUAUCUGCCCCUUUAACAAACUUGCUGAGUACUAAACGGGCAUUCAGGUGGUCAGAUGAUUGUCAGCAAGCUUUUGAAAACCUGAAGCACCUCUUAUGUACGGCUCCCGUCUUGCAGGCUCCUGACAUUAAUAAACCGUUUGCAAUACAGGUGGACGCUAGUGACAAUGGUGUGGGAGCGGUCCUCUUGCAGAGAGACGGAAGUAAAGUGCUCCGCCCAGUGUGUUAUUUUUCUUAUAAAUAUAAGACAUAUCAAAAGUCUUACGCCACCGUCGAAAAGGAGGCUUUGGGAAUAGUGUUGGCCAUUGAAAAGUUUAGAAUUUAUUUAACUAGUUCCAUCCAUCCUCUUGAAAUUUUCACUGAUCAUAAUCCGUUAACGUUUAUUGAAAAUGUGAAGUUUAGAAACAUGCGAGUGUUAAGGUGGGCACUAACAUUACAGCCAUUCAAUAUAAAAUUCUUCCAUAUUAGUGGCAGACACAAUAUCCUUGCGGACGCACUCUCAAGAUCGUAGGUGAUCUGCACACAGUGGCCGCUGACUCGACACUGGGAAGGACAGAGGACAGUAGUACGCUACUGUCGCCUGUCUAUGUAAACAAGCUGUUUGACUGUAGACUAGAUAGUGAAACUUUUUCCCGUGCGGGAAAAAGUUUUUUUUCUUGCGGGGAGGGGUAUUAAAGUAAAAUCAAUAAUUAAGUAAAGGGCGAAAGCAAAGCAUUGAACUAGGCAGUUCCUGCAGUAGCGUUCGCCCCCCCCCCCAUCUCCGUCUUGAGCGCUACCUGUGUUCCUUGGCAGAUUUGCCUCGGUCACUUCUCCUUUGCCAUAGGCCUGGGCGAGACCUCUCUGCCGGCUGCUGUUUCUUUUUUUUUUUUUUUAAAGGUUUGUAAUACUUUGUUAGGGAUUAG